Messenger RNA from Olea europaea var. sylvestris, 1324 nucleotides. Its product is annotated as methyl-CpG-binding domain-containing protein 11-like. The record is from RefSeq and is a predicted model, not a curated record. Bases 87 to 1049 code for a protein of 320 amino acids. Gene Ontology annotation, molecular function: DNA binding. Lineage: Eukaryota; Viridiplantae; Streptophyta; Magnoliopsida; Lamiales; Oleaceae. The transcript has 3 exons.
UACAGCUUCAACGGUUAAAUCCACCUCACAGGAUUCUAACACGUUUCAAAUCGAAAGGUUUGAUUUCUUUAUCUUUGGUAAUUAGAAUGGCCGAGGCUCAGAGCGGUGAGGUCGUGUCGGUGGAGCUCCCUGCUCCGGCUGCUUGGAAAAAAUUGUACAUGCCAACAAAGGGAACACCAAGGAAGAAUGAAAUUUCAUUUAUUGCUCCUACUGGCGAGGAAAUUAUUAACCGAAAACAGCUGGAGAAGUACUUAAAGUCUCACCCUGGAAACCCUGAAAUAUCACUAUUUGAUUGGAGCACUGGUGAGACUCCAAGAAGAUCAUCAAGGAUCAGUGAGAAGGCCAAGGCCACACCUCCAUCUAAAGAGAGUGAGUGGCCAAACAAGCGGAGGAGGAAAGCAUCAGGUAGUAAGAAAGACAAGGAGAUUAACACUGGAAAUGAGGAAUCAGAAUGGAAGAAAGAGGCUAAAACACAAGAUGAAGAAGUCGGUGAGAACAAAGAACAAGAGAAACAAACUGAUAAUCUGAUGGAUUCUGAGCCAAACAGGGAAGAUGAAAAGCAGGAAGAUCCUCUGACUGAAUUGGAUGAGAAAGGGACCAAGGAAAAUCCUGGGACAGAUGUUGAGCUGCACGGUGAUAACCAAGGGAAGAGUGUCAAUGUUGAGAUAUGUGGAAAUGAUAAGGAUGAAACUACUGACAAAAGUAACAGGGUUGAAGUCAUUUCAAAGGUGGAAGAAUUGUUAUCUGGAGUGGAAGAGAAGCCAUAUUCUGGUUCUGCAGAGCUUGGUGUGGAUGAGGAGAAACAGUUUAAGGAAUGUAGUGUUCCCAUGGAAGCUGCUGUGGAUGGAGCUAAAAAUGAGAUUCUUUCUGGUGCAGCCCCUACAUCUGCUGCACAAACUAAUGGAUUCCAGGAUAUUAUUGGGAAAACUAAUUUGCAGGUGGAGGAUCAAGAGAAGAUUAUGAAUGGAGACAACAUGGAAAAUGGAAAGAUGAACCUAAUGGGGGCAACAUUUACCUCAGAUCAGCCUUCACCGGCUGCUACUAGUUGAAUGUAAUUUUAAUGGCUAUCUUCUGUAGAUCUCCACAUAAUUCUGACAUUUGCCUUGUUGCGAUGACUGUAAUAUUAAAUGAUGACUAGGCUAGUCUUAUUUUGAGGUAGGCAAUCAACCUUGCUGGAUUGUAUGACAUUGUAGUUUUUGUAUUUUCUGUGGGGAAAUUUAGAUUGUUAUUGUAAACAGAUAAGGUUACGAUGUCCCGUGUUUCCCUACAAGUUUGGUAAAGAAUGUAGCUAUUUGGUUAAGAUUAUAUGUGCUUUGUUUGGUUA